GUGCUAAGUUAGCAACCGGUGAUGUGCUUACUUAUAUUUUUGGACUCUCACUGCGAAACUAAUGUGAAUUGGCUACCACCUCUUCUUGAUCCAAUUUCUAAGAAUUACCGGACAGUAACAUGCCCUUUUAUUGAUGUGAUUGAUGCAGACACCUUCGAAUACCGUGCUCAAGAUGAUGGCGCUCGUGGAGCGUUUGACUGGAGUUUUUACUAUAAGCGUCUUCCAAGGUUAUCAGUUGACAGUCUUCAUCCAGAAACACCUUUUGACAGUCCAGUGAUGGCAGGUGGCCUGUUUGCUAUUAGUAAAAAAUGGUUUUGGGAACUGGGAGGCUAUGAUCCUUCUCUUGAUAUCUGGGGUGGGGAACAGUACGAAUUGUCUUUCAAAAUUUGGAUGUGUGGUGGACGUCUAAUCGACGUUCCCUGUUCAAGAGUUGGACACAUUUUUCGCGAAUAUCCGACAAAUUUUCCGCAACCAAAACUAAAGGGUUUUUUAGCAAGAAAUUUCAAACGUGUCGCAGAAGUAUGGAUGGAUGAAUAUAAAGAGUACAUAUACAGAAGUUUGCCAAAAUGUAGAAAAGUGGACCCUGGUGAUUUAUCACAACAGCACAAUCUCAGAAAACGGCUUCAAUGCAAGUCUUUCAAAUGGUUUAUGACAGAAAUAGCGUUUGAUUUAACGAAAGCCUACCCACCUCCUGAGGAUGUCUUAUUUGCCACCGGAGAAAUACGUUCAGCUGCUUUUCCUUAUCUGUGUAUAGAUGCUGCAAGAGCCACCAAACGAUUACCGGUUAAAUUAAGUUUUUGCAGUGCAACUAGUAAAAUGUAUAAUUACGGCCAGGAUUUCGAAUAUUAUUUGAAAGAAGAUAUUAAGGCUGUGAAACGAUCUUUAUGUUUAGAUGUACCAGAUACCAAGCCCAACAAACCAGUCGUAUUUCACACAUGCCAUGGUCAAAAUGGAAAUCAACACUGGCAUCUACAGUCAGCUUAUAGAAACAAGGAAAGUCCUGUUAAUAUAGUACAUUCAACUUCCGGUUUGUGUUUAGACAUAAAUCUGAAAAGUUUGUCAGUUUUGGUAAGGCAGUGCAAUUCGAAUUUACGUACUCAAAGAUGGAACUGGAGGGGUUUACGAUUUAAAACUACUUUUACCAAAUCAAUAAUAAAAAAUAAACUGUAGUAGUAAAUGAGAUUAGUUUUUCCACUUAUGACCAUUUUUCUGUUUAUUUGUAAACUGUGAUAUUUAAAUUAUUUUUUAAUCUAAUGUUAUGCAAUAAAAGUCAUUGUUUUCCUCUCACAUUUACCUUCACUAUCUUUGAUGUCGUAUACCAAGUGUAUGAGAAGAAUAAUACCAUUGCCUUUAAGUAUUUUUAU
This is a messenger RNA of Schistosoma spindalis, 1364 nucleotides long. Lineage: Eukaryota; Metazoa; Platyhelminthes; Trematoda; Strigeidida; Schistosomatidae. The record is from the annotation of a GenBank genome assembly.